AUGUGGUGCUUGCGUACCCUCGUUUGUGUGCUCUGCUCGGCCCUUCUCUUCAUCGCCAGCGCCCAGGCACGCAUUCUUAUUCCCUACGGCUACCAGCCGGGCGCCUACGGAGACUUCCUCCAAGUCGACGGGAAUGACGAUGGCUUCAUGGCGCAAAAGCGAGCCCCAUCGGCUGGUGAUAUGAUGGUCCGCUUUGGA
Molecule: messenger RNA, 198 nt
Organism: Mesorhabditis spiculigera
Lineage: Eukaryota; Metazoa; Nematoda; Chromadorea; Rhabditida; Rhabditidae
Source: the annotation of a GenBank genome assembly